GAGGCCUUAUAUCACUAAUGUUGCUGCAGCCAUGCAGAGCGAAAACACAGUGUGAUUGCCUAUGCUUAGAAUUCAAAAAGAUGAACUUGGCCAGAGUAAGGUUAUUGGCGAAGAGCAAGGUCAAGAGGCUGGCAAUGUUAAGGCUGGAGGUGAAAUCAACCAAGUAAUUUCUUCCAAGAAACCAGCAUUAGGCAAUAGAAGGAGUAUGGCCAAGCCAUCCAAGAGUAAAGCCCACAAGUCUAGUGCUUCGCUGGCCAGCAAACAAAUGAAAGUGAAAGCAUCCAUGCAUCACAAAGCUAAAAUGCCCAAGGAAAAUGAAGAGAAGGCAGAUGUUGAGGGUGAUAUGGUUGAGAUUCAAGUAGUUGCCAACGAAGAUAAAGGCAAGAAAGUUGCUGAUUCUAUUCCCAACGAAGACAAGAUGGAUGUUGAUGCACCAGCCAAGAGCAUAUUGAAGAAGGCUAUUAGCUCUAGAAAAAUCAUGUCUAAAAACAAGUCUUCCUUUGUUCCAGCCAAGUUAAGUGAUAUAGACAACAUGCACAGCAAAGUAAUGAUUGAGAACGCCUCCAUAAAUCUUUAUGUGACCGUGAGGCAUAUGAAAUUGAGGGAAUUUAGGCUGGAGAAGGCGUACCUUGACAAAAGCAAGUUCGACAUGGCUAGGAGCGGAGUGGCUGGCAAAUGGUUUGAGCAGAUUGACAAGCUAGCAAAGCAUGUUGAAAAUGUGCAGAAAUCCUUGGCUGAGUUCCAAUGAAAUUGCCUAGCGAAGUUGCUCAAAUAAGUCACCUACUUCGUCAGAAUUGUGUUGAAAUAACUAAUAAUUAUGGUGAUGAGCCUGGUCCAUUUGUUCUAUGAGCAGCCAUGCUCAUUUGGCGAUGAGCCCCCAAUGUUAAUGCAUUUUGUUAAAGUAGGACAAGUACUCAUCAAGUGCAAGGAUAUUGCUAGCAAGAAAUACUAGCCAUAGAA
Molecule: messenger RNA, 960 nt
Organism: Rubroshorea leprosula
Lineage: Eukaryota; Viridiplantae; Streptophyta; Magnoliopsida; Malvales; Dipterocarpaceae
Source: the annotation of a GenBank genome assembly